AUGGAGCUUGCAGGCGAGACACAAGGGGGCCAGGAUUUCGUCAUUAAUCUGCAACCACGAUUUUAUGGCUUCUAUGACAACGUGGCCCAGUUCGAAUCCUCCUACACAGAAGAGCAGAGCGAGGCGGCUGAAGAACCAGCAACGGCGUCGGCGGUGACGGUGAGCGUGGUGGUCAUGAUCAUUGUAUAUUCCAUUAUCGCCACAUCACGAGAUUACUAUGGCGGAGUGCCGCACAGACGCAAUUGGUGGUGGAGCUUCUUCAGGCGAAAGCUGAGCGAAAGCGACAAACGACCACACGAAGAGACGGGUGGCGGGUCGCAGCGCGCCAUCGCACAGAAGCACGAGCCGGCGGGAGGAGGGGAGGACGACGCGGGGCUGGGCAAGACGUGGCUUCGGACGUGCGACAACUCCAAGCAAGGGCGAACCUACGUCACCGACGAGCGUGGCUAUGUGUGCCGGUGGGAUCAGAUGUACUCUGGAGCGGGGUAUGGCUGCUGUUGGGAGUCAGAUCGCACGAAUAUCUCGCGCUACUCCUGCCAACAGUGCGACAUCAAGACUACGUGUUGCUUGGAGUACGAGUUUUGUGUAUCGUGUUGCCUCAACCCAAGCCAAGAGCAGCGCGUUGCCAGUUGGCUACAGCUCAACAUUGAAGACUCCCGCGAGCGAGAGGAGAUGGCGCCUCUUUCUCUAUUCGAGCAGUGCCUCGCCCUGUGCCGCACGUCAUCAGCCUCGAUUCUGCGACAGCACAUCUUCAUCUCGCCCUCUCACUUCUGCUAUGCUGGUGUACCAUCAUAG
Messenger RNA from Acanthamoeba castellanii str. Neff, 795 nucleotides. RefSeq lists its product as uncharacterized. The transcript is spliced from 9 exons. Bases 1 to 795 code for a protein of 264 amino acids. The record is from RefSeq and is a predicted model, not a curated record. NCBI's taxonomy places the organism in Eukaryota, Discosea, Longamoebia, Acanthamoebidae. Gene Ontology annotation, biological process: positive regulation of SREBP signaling pathway.